Messenger RNA from Astrephomene gubernaculifera, 1176 nucleotides. The record is from the annotation of a GenBank genome assembly. Lineage: Eukaryota; Viridiplantae; Chlorophyta; Chlorophyceae; Chlamydomonadales; Astrephomenaceae.
CGGCCGUUACUGGGCGCCCCUACAAGCCGUACGAGUACUACGGUGCGGAGGACGCCGACAAGGUGAUCGUCAUCAUGGGCAGCGGCAGCCAGGCGGUUGAGGAGGCGGUCGAGUACCUGAACGCCAACGGCCACAAAGUUGGCGUGCUCAAGGUACGGCUGUUCCGUCCGUGGAAGGCCGAGGCGUUCCUGGAGGCCCUGCCCGCCUCGGCCCGCAAGGUGUGUGUGCUGGACCGCACCAAGGAGAGCGGCUCGUACGGCGAGCCCCUCUACCUGCAGGUCGCCACCACGCUGCAUGAGGCGGAGCUGGAGGACCCCUCACUCCCGCGGCGGCUUGUGAUUGGCGGGCGCUUCGGCCUCGCCUCCAAGGAGUUCCUGCCCGCGCAUGCGGUUGCGGUGUACGAGAAUCUGGACAGGUCUACGCCCAUGCGCGACUUCAGCGUCGGCAUCGUGGACGACAUCACCAACCGCAGCCUGCCGCCUUCGAAGCUGCUGCCCGCGGGUGUGUCAACGCUACCCACUGGCACCUUCGAGUGCGUCUUCUGGGGAAUGGGCAGCGACGGCACGGUGGGCGCCAACAAGGAGGCGAUCAAGAUCAUAGCCAGCAACACCGACCUCUACGCGCAGGCCUACUUCUCUUACGACGCGCACAAGUCGGGCGGUGUGACGGUGAGCCACCUGCGCUUCGGCCCCAGCAAGAUCCGCGCGCCGUACCUGGUGCAGCAGGCCGACUACCUGGCCAUCAACCACCAGUCCUACCUAGCAAAGUACGACACGCUGAAUUCGCUCAAGUCAGGCGGCGUCGUGGUCCUUAACACCCGCUUCACCGAGGUCGACUCGCUCUCCGGCUACCUGCCCGCCAAGGUUAAGAAGCAGCUCGCCGCGCUGAAACCGCAGCUGUACCUGAUCGACGCGCUGGCGGUGGCCAAGGCCACGGGGCUGGGCAAGCACGUCAACAUGGUCAUGCAGACCGUCUUCUUCAACCUGAGCGGCGUGCUGCCCAUGGAGCGCGCCAUCGCGCUGCUCAAGAAGUCCAUCUCCAAGGCCUACGAGCGCAAGGGACCGGAGGUGGUUGCCAAGAACCAUGCAGCUGUGGACGCCGCGAUCUCCUCCCUCCGCAAGGUGGAGAUCCCGCCCUCGUGGGGAGAGAUCGAGACGCCCAUCAUGCACCCCAACC